AUGGAUUUAUUUCCUCAAUCUGAAGCCUAUGUUAAUUGGGAUGUGCUUUCUGACCACUGCUUUUGUAUCAUUAAAGCCAUAACAACAUUGAACUCAGGAAUAAAACCAUUCAGAUUUUUCAAUAUGUGGGCUAACCAUGAUGGCUUUAGGGAAAUUGUUUUGCAGAGCUGGUCUAAGCCGAUAAAGUCUCACGGUUUAGAGAGAAUAAUGAGGAAAUUGGUGAGAGUUAAACAUGUCCUUUGCCAGUUUAACAUAAGGGAAAUUGGUGAUGUUGUUCACAAGUAUGCUAUAGCUAAGGAGAACUACCAAUCUGCCCAAUGUCAGCUCCAAAAGGACCCUCAUUCAUAUGAUCUUCAAAGAAAGGAAAGGUCUACUUUUGAGGUUUUUUCUAGCCAAUCUAGAUACUAUGAAAGCUAUCUUAGACAAAGAAGCAAAAUUAACUGGCUUCGGUUUGGUGAUGAUAACACUGCCUAUUUUCAUGCGUGUUUAAAAGAGAGGAAGGCUACUAAUCGUAUCACCUCUUUUAUUGAUGAUGAUGGGCAGAUUAAUGAUAAAUUUGAGGAUGUAGUGGCUCAUUUUUUGAAUCAUUUUCGAAGUAUUAUGGGCAGUCAUAGUUCAACUUCUGAUCCUAUUCAAAGAGAGUGUUUUAUUCAUGGAGGUAUCUUGUCUUUGGAUCAACAUCAUAGUUUGAUGAAACCUUUCACCAAGAAGGAUGUGGAAGCUGCUAUGUUCAGUAUUAAUUCGAUUAAAAGCCCGAGUCUUGAUGGAUAUGGUUCGGGUUUUUUUAAAGUUAUGUGGAAAGAUUUGGGAGGAGAAAUAUCUGAUGCCAUCUUGGGAUUGACUAAGGUUCUUCCUCUAUUAAUAAAUCCAAAUCAAGGAGCAUUUGUCAAGGAUAGAUUGUUGGCUCAUAACAUUCUCAUCUUUCAGGAUAUUAUUAAAGGAUACAAGAGGAAAAAUAUCUCCCCUAGAUGUGUGAUGAAGAUUGACCUUAGGAAAGCAUAUGAUACUAUAGAUUGGCCAUUUUUGGAGGACAUUCUUAGUGGUUACUGUUUUCCAAGUCGAUUUAUUUGCUGGGUUAUGAUCUGUUUGAAGGGCACAUCUUACUCUAUUUUGAUGAAUGAUAGAUUACAAGGGAGCUUUAUUGGUAGAAAAGGUCUAAGACAAGGGGACCCUAUAUCUCCCUUGCUGUUUGUUCUUGUCAUGGAAUACUUAACUCGUCUUCUUGUUCAAGCUUCUUAUAGAAAGGAUUUCAGAUUUCAUCCUAAUUGUAAGAAGCUGAAAUUAGUAAGCCUAUGUUUUGCUGAUGAUUUGGUGUUGUUUUGUAAGGGAUCUUCUAGUUCGGUUCAGAUUAUCAAAGAGUGUUUCACUUCUUUUAGUCUUGCAUCUGGUUUAACAGCCAAUAUGGCUAAAUCUCAGGUCUAUUUUGGGGGUUUGACAGAGGAGGAUUCAAAGAAUAUUGUGACUAGGCUUCAAUUUAUGAAGGAAUUUCGGGAGUAUAAGAUCAAAAACGAUGUGAGUUGGUACUGGAGAAAGCUUGUCAAUUUGAAAUCAGUCAUCUCUCUUGGUGAUCUGGAGGAUGCAGUAAAGAACAGUAAACUUAAUAUGAGAAGGCUCUAUUUUCAGCUGCUGAAUAAGGAGAGAGUUCAUUUUGCUAAUGAAACUCAUGCCCAUAUGUUUUUUGAUUGUCUCUUUUCUCAUCAAGUUAGAUCAAAAGUUGCUUCUUGGCUGGGAAAUGAUAUAUGGCCAGUUAAGUAUGAAGAUUGGUCCACUUGGAUGAUUGGGAGACCAAAAGGUCUUAAGCAAAAAAUAGCAGCAGCAGCACUGGCUGCAUCAGUUUAUGCAAUUUGGUGGAAUCGUAAUUCUUGUAUGUUUAGAUUUUAUGCUAUGACAGUAGAUAGUAUAGAUCACUUGAUCAAGUCUUGUUUGAAAGCUAGAAUUUUAAGACUUCUUAGGACAAAGUUUGGGAAAAAAGAUAUAGCUAUUGUUGAGAAGUUGGACCAAUUGUAA
Messenger RNA from Humulus lupulus (European hop), 2007 nucleotides. RefSeq lists its product as uncharacterized. NCBI's taxonomy places the organism in Eukaryota, Viridiplantae, Streptophyta, Magnoliopsida, Rosales, Cannabaceae. Bases 1 to 2007 code for a protein of 668 amino acids. The record is from RefSeq and is a predicted model, not a curated record. The transcript has 4 exons.